Molecule: messenger RNA, 5761 nt
Organism: Oldenlandia corymbosa var. corymbosa
Lineage: Eukaryota; Viridiplantae; Streptophyta; Magnoliopsida; Gentianales; Rubiaceae
Source: the annotation of a GenBank genome assembly
AUCUACUCCUCCAAUUAUAAAAGUUGUCGCCAUCCCAUCAAUCUAUCCUCUGCCAGUCCGGCUUCUCUCCGAAGAUAACAAAAUUAGGGUUUCUUUUUCUUCUUCUUUUCUCUCGUCCUAAUCUCUCUCUCUAUUACGCCACCCUAAUAAUCAGUUCUUUCCAUUGAUUUGUAAUUUGUACUUUAUUUCUCUGCAAUUUUGGGAAAAAAAUAGUUUAUUUUGUUUUUUUGGUUUCGAUCUUUUUUAACAACAGUCCGACAAAUUUUACAAUGCCGCCGUUCGCCGCCGAAUCCGAAGCGCCGCCGUCGAAUAAUCUCUGGAUCGGCAACCUAACCCCUGAAGUGACCGAAUCGGAUUUAAUGGCGCUAUUCGAUAAGCACGGGCCAAUUGAUAGCAUAACAAAUUAUUCGGCACGAAGCUACGCCUUUGUGUAUUUUAAGAAAAUCGACGAUGCCAAAGCCGCCAAAGAACAGCUUCAAGGCACAAAUCUCCAUGGGAACUCGAUCAAGAUCGAGUUUGCGAAACCGGCUAAGCCAUGCAAGAGCUUAUGGGUAGCUGGUUUAAGCCAAUCUAUAUCAAAAGAAGAAUUGGAAGAAGAAUUCAUGAAGUUUGGUAAAAUUCAGGAAUUUAAGUUUCUUAGGGAUCGCAAUACAGCAUAUGUUGAUUACUUUAGAUUAGAAGAUGCAGCCCAAGCUCUGAAAAAUAUGAAUGGGAAGCGACUUGGUGGCGAGCAGAUACGUGUUGAUUUUCUUCGGUCACAACCUUCUAGAAGAGAACCAUUACCCGAUUUCCGUGAUGCAAGGGAAGGGCAAUUCCCCAGCAGAAGCAUUGGCCCGCCAGAUGCAAGGUGGAUGACGCAUGGUUCCAUGAAUCCGUACUCUGAGCCUAUCCAUGCUGGUUCCAAAAGACAUUUGCCAUCCUCCGGAGGGCGAAGAGGAGAUGGUCAACCUAGCAAGGUUUUGUGGAUAAGUUAUCCUCCUUCUGUUCAGAUUGAUGAAGACAUGUUGCAUCGUGCAAUGAUUCUGCAUGGGGAGAUUGAAAGAAUAAAAACCUUCGAAGACAGGAACUAUGCUUUUGUGCAAUUUAGAAGCGUAGAUGAGGCACGACUAGCUAAAGAAAAGCUGCAGGGAAAGCUUUUUGGCAAUCCACGGAUAUCAAUUGAGUAUUCAAACAGCGAACUUGCACCAAACAGUGAUUACUUUGGCAGUGUACCUGUAACUGAUGGACCUAGGCCUGAUGUAUAUAUGAAUGAUCUUCCCUUUCGUCAUGGACAAAUGGAGGUGAUUGGUCAUAACUCUCAAAAUUUGCUACCUCGUGGAGUCCCUGGGGCUGAUGGUCUGUUGAGACCUCUGGGUUCUCAAGAUGGCCAUUUGGGUGGUCCAAAUUGGAGAAGAUCAUCCCCCGGACCUGGUUUACUCUCUUCCCCAUCUGGAGGCAGAAAUCCGUCGAAUAGAUCUGCAUCUGGUGUAUGGGAUAUUUUUGAUGCCAGCCAACUCCAGAGGGAGUCCAAAAGGACAAGGGUUGAUGACCAAGGAGUGGGUUUUGAUGAAUCGUACAGGCUUCGUGCUGGGUCUGCAGAUGCUCGUUCUGGCUAUGAAGGUAGAAACCGAGUUAGCCCAAUAAAUGCACCAGCAAAGCGCCUUUCAGAUCCUGGUUAUGUGUGGCGAGGAGUUCUAGCAAGAGGAGGAUCUCCGGUUUGCAGAGCUCGGUGUGUUCCUGUUGGAAAGGGCAUUGAGUUCGAGAUACCAAACAUAGUUAAUUGCACUGCUCGAACCGGAUUGGAUAUGUUAACCAAGCAUUUUGCUGAAGCUGUUGACUUUAGUAUUGCAUACUUUUCGCCUGAUAGUGAAGAUGAUUUUGCUUCAUACACACAAUUUCUGAAGUACCUUGAGGAUAGAAACCGGGCUGGUGUUGCUAAGUUCGAUGAUGGGACCACUUUAUUCUUGGUACCUCCAUCGGAGUUCCUCACCAAGGUUCUGAGGGUUGAUGGGCCUCCUAGGCUUUAUGGAGUUGUGUUAGAGUUUCCCCCAGCUGCUCCUGAUACCACUUCGCAGUCGGUCUCUCUUCAGCAACACUAUCUUGAUCAACAAAAUCACACUGGUUCUUCUCUUGCUGCAUACAAUGGAAUGCCACCAGAAGGAAUGUCUGUGCCGAUGCAGUUCACCCGAACUGGACAUGAGGAUACAAAACCUCCUCUAAAAGUUUUGGGCCCUUCUACCACCAGUUCUACUUCUAUCAAUAAUGCUGCAGUAUCUCAAGCUGGAGUUGCGAUCACGCCAGAAUUGAUUGCCACUCUAUCUUCUUUAUUUCCUGCCAACAUCAUGUCUGGUUCUGGAAAUUCUUCAGUACAGACAACUUCAAUACUGGGACCCACGUUGAUUAGUAACCCCACACCUGAUAAGGGAAUUGCACCUGUAUGGCCGCUUGAGCGAAAUGUCCCUGAGCAGACAGUUCUUCCGAUGCCACAGUUCAGUAGCCAGGGUAAUUUUCUGCCACAAGUUCAGGCAUAUACACCUGUCUCAAAUCCAGCUAAUUUUUCUGCUCAAGGUGGUGGGUACAACCAAAUUCAAGAUGCUGGUUUCAAUGUGCAACAGCAAGGUGUUGUGCAUUCCAGGCCAGUGGGCCCUUCUCAUGUACAGGUGUCGGCGCCUAUACAUGUUGGACCGCAGCACUCACUGGGGAUGCAUCAGGAAUCAGUAAGGGGCCAUGGGAUGGCACAGGAUACGAGUUCCUUGAGGUUUUAUGGUUCGUCUAUCCCUCAACAACCUGCAAAUCUUGUUACAUUGGGCAAUGAGGUCAAUAGUACUAUUGCUCAACAGCCACAUGCUCCUUUACUGCAUGCUUCAGGAGUAAAUGUCAAUAAUCAGUUGCAGGAGCGUCCUGCAGAGGAUAAAACUGAGACCGAGGAUGAAAAGAAUAGACGCUAUCAGUCAACUCUAUUAUUUGCUGUCAAUCUUCUUAGUAAGGUAAAGCAGCCAUCUGGAGCGCAAACUAGUCAAGGCUCAGCAAAUCAUUAAAGAUGUCGCGUGAGGUAAAUCACCUUCUCCUCUCUGAUUUUAGUUGAUUAUGGUUGAGUAGGGUCUAAACUUUACAUGCUUCUUGAUGUUUGCCAUUGGUUAGUAAUUUAUCGAGCAAAAGGGCAAAACUCUACAUUCUUUGCAAGUAUCUUUUAGCAGGUACUUUAGGAUAGUUACUUGCUUAUCAUGUCGGAAAAUACCUCUUCAAACCAGUCAAGGAGCAAGUUUAUACUUGUCUUUGCUGUGAAAAAUUUGUAUUAAUUGUUGUGUUGUGUUUGAUUAUGUUGCGUUUUAACUUCUUAGCAAGAAACUUCUGAAAAAUUGUGUUUAUACAGGUUUUUUGGGUGAUGUAUAUGUUAAUGUUUUCCAUGGUGUUCUCAAUGUUUCUUUUGAUAAUACAUCUUAGAAUUUGCACGUCAUGCUUAUUCUAUUUCCUCAAUCCUUGAGCCUUUUUUAUCUGAGUAAUUCAUCUGUGUUCACAAGUGUUAAUGCCAUUAUGCCAUCUCAGACUUCAUAACCACUUUUCUUCAUUUGCUGGUAAAUGAUUCUUCCCUGGAUGGCCUUGAGAUCCAUUCCAUAAAUGAUUCUUUUUUUGAGUGAGAAAUUUUAAUCUGUGGUAAUUGAUACUUGUAUGGCUUGCAAUUUUGCUGAUUCUGUUCCAUGUUUUAGUGUUAGAUUAUUUCAUAUUCUGAGAUGCCUACACUUUUCUAUUAUGGUUUCUGAGAUGGGAAUUCUUUCCAUUGUAAAAUAGAGAGGAUCUAUUUACCCAGUCAAGUACGCCUAGUCUGUUACCUUUGACUCUUUUGGAUGUUUUUUGUGUUAUUUUUAUUAUCUUAUAUAUGGAGGAGAACUACAACAUUUUGGCUUCACUAGAAAUUUGUUAAUGUUGCCUAACAUGGCUGUAUGAUUCAGAAACUUGCAAUGAUCUCUGUUUCUUCCUCUAAAGCAGAUAGAGAAAAUUGUCCAAUAUUGCUAACGAGUUGGGGGGCUGGGGUUGGGGGAGGGGGGGGGUGGUUGGAGAGUGGGUCUGAGUGGACGCAAAACAUUGGAUGCGAAAUCUGUAAACAUGCAUAUUGUUUGCUCCCUGUAUGCAUUGUUUUGCUAAUGUUGCAGAAGUGAGUAACGUCAGUGAAUAGAAGAGUUAUGCAAAAAGCUAGCGAUAAUCAUUUCUUACAUUUAUCCAAUAAGAACUACAAUAAUAGUCCAGAACUGCGAUUAUUAGUGCAUGAGUAUUUCAAACUGUGUCUGUUUUAACCGAAAACCCAACUCUCGGUUGAACAAGUUUGGGGGAGGGGUGUGUUUCGUUGUCAGCUACCAUAAAAUUUCACGAAUAGUGCGUUAUUCAAUUUUACCGAACUGGGAAGAAAAGAUUACUUUGCAGCAGGCAUAAUCAUCUAAGAACUUCUACACCUCUCUCAGAUUAUCUUCUUUGCUGUUCUCUCUGCUGUUUCGCACGAUGCAAUUCAAGUCAUAAGGGAUGUAAGUAAAGUUGUAGGUAGAUGGGAACCAUUGCAAUAAAAUGAGCUAAAUAACUGGUUCGUAGUAGCAGCUAUCAACUAGCAACUUUGUAAACAGUCUGGGACUUGGGAGUGGUAAUCUUGGCUAAACGUCUUUAGGAGAUCUGUAGUUCUUCUUUAUUUCAUAAAGAUCUCGAACAAAAUUGCUCCCGAUGCGAUGCCAUAUCUAUCUGGUUAUUGAGUAUGUCAAAUCUUCAAUUUCAUCAAUUUUUAAACCAGGAAAAGAUGAAAUUUGGCUUCAGCGUUUUGGUCCUUACAAUUUCCUCCCAUUCAAAAGUAAAAUGUGGAACUUGGUAAAAAGGAAAAAUGUUUUUGACAGAAUGCCGUUGGAACAUCCUUUCUAAUGUUUGAUCUGAAGGAAAAUAUGUGAAGUCUCUCACCUACAUUAAGGACAAAAAAAAGUCGGGGGUUGAAACCUCCAAUUUUUGGUCACAACUCGGGUUCUACUCUUUUAAUUUUGGGGACUUAGAUUGGUUUAAAAUGUUUUAUUAGGCUUAAUUGAUUUUAGAAGCAAUUAUAAACACGUAUUUUUCCUUGAGAUUAAAUAUUCUCGUGAACUCGCCCAUAUAUCGUUCAAUCUUGCUAUUUUACAAAUUAUUUUAAUUUAUUAUCUUGUGAUAAGGUAAGCAAUUGUAACUAUCAUCAGUAGGUUGGUGUUGCAAAGGCAAAUAGAAAAUUUGACAUUAAAAGUUGCAAAUUUAAUGGCUAUUUACCCUUUCGUUGUCUACGACGCUGAACAAUUUUGUAUCUUGCUAAUUAUAUUGUCAUUGACAAUAAAAUAAUAGCAGAUAACAAUGAAGUCUUUUUAACUUCAUAAUUCUUUUUUCUUUUUUCUUUUUUUUAAAAAAACCCUCAUUGGGGACAUUUUGAGCUUGCUAAUAAAUAUUUUAUUGUUAUUGACAAUUUGUAGGAACGCCGGCUAUGGUAUAAAGAUUUGAAGUCAAAUAUCAGCGAUCAACGUACAAGUGAAGAUGUUUAGUUGUGCAGAUAUUCUAGCAUGAUGGACGAAUCUAGGGCAGGGCUCUUUUAGAUAUUUUGAACACUAUUAAUACUUGUAAUAUACUUAAUUAUCAGUUCUUUCACCUUUUUUAAGCUCUUUUUCCCCCAUUGUAAGUUUAGAGAAGUGUUUCCUCCAUCAAGUUGAAAAAAAGUAAAUGAAAGCAGUUCUGUUUGGUUUGUUAAUUGUUAAACAAAUAAUUUUAACGUGGAAAAACAAAUUAAGAGGCA